AAAUAAACCAUUAGCUUCGAAGUUCUUCUUUUCUGUUCUUACAAAUUCAUGUGUUUUGUCUGAAGUUUGUUUGGUAGAAGGAGAUGGUCUUCGCUAUAUCUGAUGAGUUAUUGGGAACUAUCGUCCCGAUUGUUGUUUAUUGGAUUUAUUCCGGAAUUUAUAUGUGUUUAGGAUCUUUAGAGAGCUAUAGAUUGCAUUCAGUGAGCGACGAGGAUGAGAAGAAUCUGGUUUCCAAACCAACUGUCGCCAAAGGCGUCCUUCUGCAGCAAGCAGUUCAGGCUGUUGUCGCCAUCCUUUUGUUUGCGGUCGCAGGGGGCGAUGAUGAGGCUUCUGUACAACAGUCAACUUCCUUUAUAGUUCUAGUUAGACAGUUUGUCACGGCAAUGGUGGUUCUGGAUACUUGGCAGUAUUUUCUGCAUAGAUACAUGCACGAGAAUAAGUUCUUGUACCGACACGUUCACUCUCUGCAUCAUCGUCUCGUCGUUCCUUAUGCAUUUGGAGCUUUGUACAAUCAUCCAGUGGAGGGGCUUCUCGGCGACACAAUAGGUGGUGCCCUAUCGUUUCUCCUGUCCGGCAUGUCUCCUCGAACUUCCAUAUUUUUCUUCUCAUUCGCCACCAUGAAAACCGUGGAUGACCAUUGUGGGUUAAUGCUUCCCGGGAACCCCUUCCAUAUUUUCUUCAGAAACAAUUCCGCAUAUCAUGAUAUCCACCAUCAGCUUCAUGGUACUAAAUACAACUUCUCGCAACCGUUCUUCGUCAUGUGGGAUGGAAUCCUCGGAACUCAGAUGCCUUAUUCGCUCGAGAAGAGAGCAGAAGGGGGAUUCGAAGCACGGCCGAGGGAAGAGUUAAAGGAUGAUUAAUUACUAUUGGUUAGCAUCCUUUCGGUUUCUUGCGCAAAAUGUACCGACAGCUCUUUUCGCUUAUAUCGGUAAACCACACUGCUUUUGUGAUUUGUAUAUCCCUAUAUUCUGAAGUUCUAAACUUGAAGCUUACUUUUGUUUAUACAGGAAUACAUUAGUCAUGUUUGAAAACUUAUUUAGAAGGUUUCUGUCAUUCAACUAGGAAGCUUAAUUCAAAUCUUGGUGUUUGUAACAU
Molecule: messenger RNA, 1095 nt
Organism: Hibiscus syriacus
Lineage: Eukaryota; Viridiplantae; Streptophyta; Magnoliopsida; Malvales; Malvaceae
Product: sphinganine C4-monooxygenase 1-like
Exons: 2
Coding region: 84-860 (258 amino acids)
Biological process (GO): lipid biosynthetic process
Molecular function (GO): oxidoreductase activity; iron ion binding
Source: RefSeq, a predicted model, not a curated record